Pimephales promelas (fathead minnow) is the source of this 9892-nucleotide messenger RNA. The record is from RefSeq and is a predicted model, not a curated record. Lineage: Eukaryota; Metazoa; Chordata; Actinopteri; Cypriniformes; Leuciscidae.
AUAAUGAAUCACAGCGGCUCUAAGGCACGAGAAGCAGGAACCGCGAGACUGAAUUGGAUAGUUUUGGAAAGGCGUUUUAUCUGUUAUUAUUGAGCUUUUUUUCCCGCGCCAGGAAUAAAAUUGAGCGGAGAUUAGGCUAACAGUAGCCUACUUUAUCUCCAGGAUCCUUUUUAAGGAGUCAUGGAUUAUCUUACUCGACAAACUUUCUUAAAACUAGCUUUUUUCAUCUUUACAGUUGUCAGGAGCAGCUGUGCCCUGUUGGAAAGAGCAGUAGAAGAUCCAGUGCAUCCAAAUCCUUUUGACUACAGUCCAGUUGAAGACAUUAAACUUUCCUUCUGUGACUUUGAAUCUCCAUGUUCUUGGACGUUAUCCAAUCACAGCACUGGAGGGGACUGGUAUGUUACAUCACCACAGCAACACAGAUCCAACAAAUGGGGUGUCCAGCCAAUCAAAGAUUAUUCCACUGGGAAAUCUGAAGGUCAUUUUCUGUUACUAAAGCCCACCUCAACUCAUUUUGCUGCUGGCAGAUGUACUUUCCACAUGACCAGUCCUGUAGUGCUCAGCAGUGGACCACUAUGUCAUCUUCGUCUCGCUCGUUUCCAACCAGAACCAUUCAGAGGAAACGUAUCUGCCUUUGUGAAGCAUACUGACAACUCCGUCAUCAAACCAAUAGCCCUUACAAUCAAGGAACAAGGAACUGGCAGGCAACAGUGGGAGGUGCUGGAGGCUGUGAUUGGUCAGUUAGAUGAGCCCUUCCAGGUGACAGUGCAGUACUCUUCCUGUAGCAGCCAUGACGUCGGUUUUCUGGCAUUUGAUUCACUGGAGCUGAAGGACUGUGCCAUGAUGGGAGAUGAUUAUUUGGAUUUGGGUUCAGAUUGUGAAAAAUACUCAUCACUUCAUUGUCCUUCUGGAGGCUGCAUUGAGAAACGAAGAGUGUGUGAUUUUCAUACUGACUGUCCACAAGGAGAAGAUGAGGGCUUAAUAUGCAACUCUUUACCUUUGGGUUCAUACUGUUCAUUUGAGAUGGACUCCUGUGGAUGGCCAGUGUCUUAUACACAGUCCUCUUGGAGACUAGUUAGUGGACAACAGCUGACUGAAGAUACAGAUCUACUGGGCACAACUCUGCAAAACACUCAAGGGCACUUUCUUUUCUUAAAGGUCAGAGGUGAUGGUGAUGAAAUUGAGGCGUUGGUUCAAAGCUCAGCUCUCCCUUCAACUAUAACGAAUCAGGACUGUCAGUUGCAGUUGUCUAUGUACCUGUAUGGGAACUUCAAUGGAACGGUGCUCCUGUCAGUGGAGGAGAACGGAAUUUCAGCACCUACGCUUUUGUGGAACAGAACCGGACACUGGAAGGACACUUGGCAAGAGCUCAUUCUGCCGAUUACAAAGGUCCUAAAUAGCUUCCAUCUUAAAGUGCGGGCUCUCUGGACUUCUGGAUCUAAGGCUGACAUUGCGCUCGAUGACAUUUCAUUAAGUGCUGCAUGUUUUGACACAGAACUAAACGAAUUGCUUCUUGGACAAGGACUACCGCAUAAUUUAGACCCCUUCAGCCCUCUCCCAGAACCCUCAGCUUCAGAAGCAUCCCUUAUAACAUGGUGGUUUACUUCCUGUGGAGCAAGCGGACCGCUAGGCCCGACUCAAGCACAAUGUGACGGCGCUUACCGUAACACCAACGUCAGCGUGGUGGUGGGGAAAGAGGGCCAUCUCAGAGGGGUUCAGAUGUGGAAGGUCCCAGCUACCAACAUGUACAAGAUUUCAGCUUAUGGAGCUGCUGGAGGCAAAGGAGCAAAGAACCAUAACAAGCGCUCACAUGGCAUCAUCAUCUCAGCUAUCUUCCCACUGGAGAAAGGGGACAUCCUCUACAUCCUGAUUGGUCACCAAGGAGAAGAUGCCUGUCCAGGAAGGAACCCCCUUACACACAAAAUCUGUCUGGGCGAGUCUUCUGUGAUUGAAGAUGGUUUUGACAGUGACGGUUCGGCCUUGAAGUGGGCGGGAGGCGGUGGUGGUGGUGGGGGAGCCACAUACAUAUAUCGGAUGGAGAACGGGGAACCAGUGCCUUUACUGAUUGCAGCAGGAGGGGGAGGAAAGGCCUACCUGGAGGACCCUGAAAGCAGCCUGGACCAGAUUUUCCUGGAACAAUAUGAGAACGACACCUCCGCCUCUGGUGUCAAUGGCAAAUCUGGAGCAGCAGGUGGAGGAGGUGGAUGGAGUGACUCAUCCUCUCUCCCCUGGGGAGGGAAAGCUCUUGUUGAAGGUGGUCAAGGAGGCUCAUCCUGUCCCGAGGCUCUGUCAGUGCUGAGAUGGGCUACAUUUGGGGGGUUUGGGGGAGGAGGGGGCGCUUGCACCUCUGGAGGGGGUGGUGGAGGAUACAGAGGUGGGGAUGCUCCCCUUCUUGAUGGCAUCACAGCAGAUGGACAAGAUGGUGUCUCUUUUGUUCACCCCAUGGGAAAGAUAUUUCUACAACCGCUGGCAGCCAUGGAGAGUCAUGGGGAAGCUGAGAUCGAGGUGUAUCUGAAUUGUAGCCAUUGUGAGACCCAGAGCUGUAAGCGUGAUGAAGAUAGCAGACUCAUCCUCUGCCAUUGUGACGGCGACGAGGUUCUUGCUCCAGACAACGUCACCUGCAUAGUUGUUCCAUUGGGCUCCCUGGCAGACGGACCCCCAUCCCUGAUAUUUAUCCUGGCAGUGAUCGCGUCCACAGUAGUUACGGGUGUCGUUCUCACAUGUGCCAGCCUCAUGCUCAUAUAUUAUCGUAAGAAGAACCACCUGCAUGCGGUCAGAAUUCGUCUGCAGAGCCCAGAGUACAAGCUUAGCAAAAUUCGCUCGUCCACCAUAAUGACCGACUACAACCCUAACUACUGCUUUGCUGGCAAGGCGGCCUCACUGAGUGAGCUUAAGGAGGUGCCACGUAAAAACAUCACCCUUCUCAGGGCGUUGGGACACGGUGCCUUUGGGGAAGUGUAUGAAGGACAGGUUUUGGGUAUGAAUGGAGAAAACACAGCCAUGCAGGUUGCUAUAAAGACUCUUCCAGAAAUCUGUUCUGAGCAGGAUGAGAUGGAUUUCCUAAUGGAAGCUUUGAUCAUGAGUAAGUUCAGCCAUCAGAACAUUGUGCGCUGUAUCGGAGUCAGUCUGCAGAUCCUGCCUCGCUUCAUACUGCUGGAGCUCAUGACAGGAGGAGACAUGAAGAGCUUCUUGAGACUAAACCGACCCAGAACUAACCAGCCAUCUUCUCUAAGUAUGCUGGAUCUUCUUCAGAUGGCCAGAGACAUUGCACUUGGCUGUCGCUACCUUGAAGAGAACCAUUUCAUUCACAGGGACAUUGCAGCACGAAACUGUCUUUUGACCUGUCCUGGUCCAGAGAGAGUGGCUAAAAUAGGAGAUUUUGGGAUGGCUCGAGAUAUCUACAGGGCGAGUUACUAUAGGAAGGGUGGCCGUGCCAUGUUGCCAGUGAAGUGGAUGCCACCUGAAGCCUUCCUAGAAGGCAUUUUUACAUGCAAGACUGAUACCUGGUCUUUCGGGGUACUACUGUGGGAGAUUUUCUCUCUUGGAUACAUGCCUUAUCCCUGCAAGACCAAUCAGGAAGUACUGGAGUUUGUAACAGGUGGAGGUCGUAUGGAUCCUCCUAAGAGCUGCCCAGGACCUGUUUAUCGGAUCAUGACUCAGUGUUGGCAACACUGCCCAGAACAUCGACCCAACUUUACUACUAUUUUAGAGAGGAUCAACUACUGUACACAGGACCCCGAUGUCAUUAACACCCCUCUCCCAGUGGAGUACGGUCCUGCUGUCGAAGAAGGCGGCACUGUGAUCCAUCCUGAAGGAUCAGGCAGUAUGACCCCUCUUCUAGUGGCCCACUCCAUGUCCCAGGAUGCUUCCCCUCGACCGGGCAUCACCGGUGCAUCCCCACAGGCCCUCAAACCCUGUUUGCAGCUACAAAGACCCCUCCAUAUUGCACAGGAGGUGGGCACAUACCGAGAAACAUUGGAGCCGUGUUGGGCUGAGCCUGUUCCUGCUUCUGGAGUCUGUCCAGGACAAUGGCUUCAAGUCCCAGAUCACCAGCCAUGCUCCAGGAGCAGUUCGUCGUCAGGCAGCCAGAAGCUAAAGAACAAGACUAAAAACCUUUGGAACCCCACCUACGGUUCUUGGGUCCUGGAGAGCUUUGGACGAGGGAAGACGGCCCUGUGCCAUACCCAGUCCAUGCCUCUGUCUUGCAACCCCACAUCCACGUCUGCCCCGUCCUCUACCUCAGAGCGCGUGGACCCUGGGGUGGUGUUUAACGCAAAUGUCUCAACGUCUCCACCUCCAACUGUCGUCUCCUCCCAGACCACACCCAGUCCCACAGGGCCUCCCUCUCGGAAGGGUCCAACAGGGGCUACGGGUGGCUCGCUCACUGCUGUUAUGGACUUGGCCAAACUCCAAAGCUUCCCAUGUGGCAAUGUAAACUAUGCGUAUGAUGAGCAGAGCUACGAGACUGAGAGUUUGCCUGUAGUUGUGCCCAAAUCUGUGGAACCCAGCACCAGCUCUGGAGCAACGUCUUCACUUGCUGCCCUUGGCCUGGCCACAACCCCUACCCACAAACCUCAGGUGAAGCGCCAUGCUAGCUACGGACACGAGGAUGUAAGGAGUUACACCCAGUCUGAGAAGCCAACGAGAGACCGGGAUUCUGGCUUUUCCUUGUCUGAAGACCUCAGUGUCACCCCGGUUUAGCACUGAAGAACGAUUCUUCUGAGGAAACACCUUUUUUCUGUUCUUUUUCUAAUUUUUAUUUGAUAAUGGCAGUGGAUUAGCUAGAGGGAGAAUGGCAGUUUAAGGCUGGAAUACACUGCACUGGAAUACAUAGUGUAGCGCUGAAUGAAUCACCGCUCGUAAUAAGUCUCUUCCAAACCAACCAUUUUUCUUUUGGUCAACGCAGAAAAUCUGUGUGAUCAGCUUGAAUAUGUUGUAAAAUCUGCUCUGCAUGGGGAAAUCUUUCAGCCGCACACAAAAUUCACUGUUGCUUGGAUUCCUGUUGAAAGGAGUGGAUUUUGGCCUACUUUGUGGCCGCACCUUGAGGACCAGACUUUCAAGUCAUACCGAACGCAACAAACUCAUGUAGAAACAUGCUCCUGCUUGCUAGGAAACUCAUGACAAAUUAAAACAAUGAGCUCAAAAUAUAAAACGAGUUUGAUAUCCACAAACUGGAUGGAAUUAUAUGCUAUUCACCUCAAUCUCAAUUCACCUACAUAAAAUAAAGUAGUAAUAUUUUAUUUUUAACAGAAUAGUAAGCUAGCUUUUGGGACGCAAGAUGUGUUCACACACCAUGUCGUAGUUACUGUAAUUGAGAUUUCAUAUUGUCCUUGUAGAGCUCGUAAUUACAAUUUGUAUGCUGGGAAUUUUCGGAGAGCUUCUGCUUCUACCACAUGACCCGCUGUAAUUUAGGGAUUGAUUGUGUUCAAACUGAAACGCAUUAUUCCCAGUACGAGGACGUGAACAGCUUCAAGUAGAACGUCAUGUGUAGUCAUCUCGAAAUUCCUGUAAUUGCAACAUGGCAUGAACGCAGAUAUACUUCGUGGCGUCUUUAAGGAACCACUCUCGCGCUUAGUUACGCGCAUCCUGUCACGGUUGAUAAAUAUAACGUGGAUGACAUUGAAUAAAUAUUUUUGUCGUCAGGUUAGAUACUGAAUAUUAUUCACUCAAGCCCCUUAACCGUAGGUCUUGCACAUCUGCCAUGUUUGUAGUUUUCUAUGGAGGACCAAAUUACUCAAAAUGAAAUAACUCCAUAAAUAAUGAAUUUAAUAAAACAGUGCUCGCCCGCUCUUUUAGUGGCGUUGGUUCCGGAAGUAUUUUUACCAUUUAUUUCUCCCAUAGGCAUUUCAAAAAGGUCUUUGUAAAGUAUUAUAAGCCAUGAACCAAGUCAACCAGCUAUGAGGUGAAUCAUAACAUUACAAACUUUGAUUUGAAGCAAAAACGUAAUUGAAAAUCGGGCAAAAAUGCAAAGGUACAACAAGACUGUGUACUUAACGGCUUUAGUAAGGGAAAAAAAACACAGUCCCAUGAUGCCUUGUGGACAGAAUAAUCAAUUUAAUAGAGAAAUAUAAAACUAUGCAUUAAAAAGUUUUAUAGAAAUAUGCAUAUAUAUAUAUAUAUCAAAAUAUUUAAAUAUUUUGAGUGUAGGGAAAUGUAAAGAGAUCUUUUGGCGCUUUUUACUUUCUUUCUAUUCUCCGAUUGGUGGUAUUUUCUAUAAAUAUAGUGUAAUAUAAUAGUGUAACCGAAUUUUCUGUACAGCAUUAUGGGUAAUGUAGUUUUCACCACAAUUUCAAAAGUUUUCUUAUUUUAAAACCAAGUUAAAAUAAUGGGGGCUGACGGCUUCAACAGAAGCAAAUGCUAUCGAUGAACAACCUCUUAGCUCACAGUAAGGCUGUUUUUAAAGGAUUAUAAGUUAUUGUUUAAAAUCAAUUUCCCUAUGGGGAAAAUGACUGGAGUUUUUACUUCUGGAACCAGACUGUUGCACUCUAUGGGUUGGGGUUAAUAUUAGCUGUUAAAGUGUGCACAGUUGCUACAAUUUGGGACAAACUAAUUCUAAUUUUUUAGGACGGAUAGUAUCUGAAUUGGGACGGAAGUUAAAUCUAGUCAUCAUUAUGCACAGAUUUUUCUGUGAAAUAUGUCAGCUCAAAUUUGCAGACUGGCUCUCGAUUUUGGCUACUAGUGUUGAAUCGUCCAGACAGUAAACCAACGCUAAAAAGCGAAAUUUGUGUAGUGUAUUCCAGCCUUUAGUUACUGCCAGUAGAUAAAUGUUGGUGCGAGAGACUACAUUAUUGUAUUGCGGUGCCAAAAACACUAAGGACAUGAGGAGUUGUACCUAAUUUGUCAUUAAGUGGUGGCUCUCCUACAAAUGGCUGAUGGUUUCUAUGGAAACUUCCACUUGGCUAAUAGCAGCCCUUUUACACUGGAUUCUCAUCUUCUGUCAAAACUGUGAAAACACAUGAUGUUCACGUGAAAUUUACUGAUUCGUCAUAAUUAGCAAUGCAUAUAUAUGGAGGUUUGAUGUCCUAGAUGAAUUCACAUUUUUAGCUGGUUUUAGGAGUGGAGGAAGAACCAAAACAUGUUCAGACCUCACACAAACAGAAUACUUUGACACAUAACGACCAGUCACAAAAACUAGUAACAUUUAACUGGGUUGUUAAAAGAAAUAGUUUGAAUGACUUUAAAAUAAACAUAAGAGCUUUAAAAAUUUUAAAGGGAUAGUUCACCCAAAAAUGAAAAUUCUGUCAUUAUUUACUCAUCUUGUAGUUUUUCUAAACUUGUAUGAAUUUUUUCUAAGAUGUUUUAAAAGAUGUCUCAGGCUGCGUCUGGAAUCGCGUUCUGUCUGAGGGUACUAGGUUUGAAUUUGAAUUUACUUUGCGACUGCUAAAAAAAAUUACUCUAUAAUAGUAGUGAAUAUGGGUGGUAGUGAAAAUUCUGACGUACUACAUCAUCCAUGUUGUUAAGGUCAUGUGACCUACCAGCAUCACUUCACUUCCAUUCACAAAACCUCUGGCCUUAUGGUAUACUGUAAAAAAGGUUGCUGUCUAAAAUGAAGUACAAUCAACUUGGAUGUUUAAGUCAUUAGAACUUAAAUUACAUUAAUUUGACUUAAAAUGAGUUGAAACUUGUAUAACUUCAGUAUAAUAAGUUAAGCAAUGUAAAAACAUGUUGUCAUAACUUUUUUUAGUGUAUUCACUUCAGUAUAUCACUUCAGACGUUUCGCCUACUGUUUAUGUAUUUGAACAUACUACUCUUUUCUUUUGGUGUACUGUUUUUCGCAUAUUAUAUAGUAGGGAAGUAUUCGAUUUCAAACAGCGUCAGUUUUUUUUUUUUUUUUUUAGACAGUGAAAGUCAAUAUGGUCCAAAGUGUUAAUGGAAUUGACUCUCAUUGUGUGUACAAAAACAAUACACCAUUUUGCCGACUGUGAUAUGUUAUGCAACCUUGGCAUUAAAUAAAAUAAAUAAAUUAACAGCUAUGAGGGUGUUUUCUAUUACAAUGGCAGAGGAAGUGAUGGUAAAUUUGACAUCUUUCUAUCUAUCGACUAAAAUUCUUUUGUUAUUGGACCGAAUGGGAGUGCAAAAAUCAUAUUUGCCUCGCCACUAUUGAAAUUUAUCCAACAAUGGCGAAGUUUACUUCUGAAAGCCUCUGAAAUGUGAAAAGGGUCAAUUAAAUAAGGGCUUAAAUCUUUUUUUGUGUUCAAAAGUCAGUCAUACAGAUUUGGAAUGACAUGAAGAUGAAUAAUAAUUGUAAUCUUUUGGGGUGAGCUGUCUCAUUAAAGCUUUUUAAGUACUAUCACCAAUAACUCAGAGGUACACUUUAAUGUCAGUGUUGCAGAAAUGCUGACAGAAAGCACCUUUAACUUUAAUCUCAGAUCAGGUGGACUUUACAGGGUUUUUUGACUGGAAAGUAGCAUUAGAGACUUUUUUUUUUUUUUUUUGUCUGCUGUUAGUUUUGAAAAACCAACACGUUUGCAAACAGUAUGUUGCCUUUAUAUUGAGGGUGUUUUUGUGUGAGAAACACUUAGAUAAUUGUGAGAUUUUUACAAAGGUGUUGCACCUGAAUGUGUUGGCAUGUGACGUGGCGGGAAAUUGCUUUGGAGAUUGUAUUGAUUUCCAUGUCAAUGCACUGUUGAAAGACAACCACUUUUGCAAUUUAUUUUCUUAGUACUUUUCCCUCAAAAAUAAAUAAGUAAAUAGAAGUGCUUUUUAUCUCCAAAUGUCCUUGUACUAGAUGUAAAGCUACCCUGUGUUAACUGUGACUUUGUAUACAUGCAGACAAAUGACAACUAACACAAUCACGAACCACAUAACACCUCAGUGUGCAUAAUGUGAUGCAUGAGAAGUUUGAUUUUUGAGUCUUGUUAAGUCUUAUUCCUAAUUUUUUUUAAAUGUUUUAUUAGAUAUUGUAGUUUGUUGGUGAAUAAUGUUUUAAUAUGGAAAGAUUCAUUUGUGUGUACUUUUUUUUUGUCAUUUUAGUCAGGGACUGCUGAGAGGAUCCUUAGAUGAGGCUAAAAAUGAAUUAGCACAAUCUUACAUUUAUUUUUGUCUUAUUUAUCCAUUUAAAAGUUCCAUAAUUUGACUGUGAUUUAAGGAUCUUAAAGUUCUUACUCUUUAGUUGGAAUAUAACCAGAUAGAAGGGUAGAAAAGUUAUACAUUAGCCAGAAAAAUGAGUGCUGUAUAAUUGAAUUAAUAUUCAUUUCACACUAAACUAACCCUUAUAUUAUGUAGCUGUAAUAUUUAAUCUCAGUUUUAUUGUUGUUUUCUUUAUUAUAAUUUUUGUUGGAUUAUGUUGAGGUUAUCACUGCCAAUCUUCUGCAUUUGUCUUUGCAGUGGCUCAUUUCUAACUAGCCAGAUUAGAAAUGUACCAUCACAUGAAGUGAAUUUUAACGUACAUGUACUACCUGUAUUUUUUUCUUCCAAAUAUGGACGUUGCUGCAUAAUAGCAAACUUUAAAUAAAUUGUUUUUGUCUAUAAUCCUGCUAUGAAGGACCAUCCUUAAAUGAAUUUGGGAAAUACAGAAUGAAUUUUGAGCAGAUGUUUUAUUUGUCAUAAACAUGCUGCACAGGGAACACUGUGAUGAAACUCACCUGCCCCCCUAAACAAAAUAGUGUCACAACGUUAAGUUUGUCUGAUAAUGAAACACUUUCAGUGGUGUGCAGGUAUAGAAAAUCACAACCCAGGUUCUUAAACAUAAAACCAAUACUAUAUAUCCACGCAAUCAUCCAAAUAAUCUAUUACACCACCCUUGAUUGAUCACUGAAGUCAAAACGAUUAAUAUCAUAUUGUAUAUAAAUGCACUAUUGUGCAUUAUUCACAUUGCAUCACUGUAUGCGUUCCCUGUAUCUGUGAACUAUUGCGUUCCACAAAUCUGUUCUACUGUAUGUUAGUUUGAUGG